AUGACGACGAGGAGAAGGCACAGGAGUUUAGGCACUUUUUGUACAAAUCGACGAAAAACAACGACACCAUUCAGCGUCGCUUCUGAUUCAUCUUCUUCGUCUUCUUCUUCUUCUUCGGGAGGAGAAGAGACGAAGCAUUCUCUCCGCGACGAGAAAGAGACGAAGGAGAGGACGAUUUCGGCGGCGACGACGAAAAAUAUGAAAACCGGGGUGUUAAACCGAGUCCCGAACGUGGCGCAAUCGAAGGAUAUUCUCUUGAGCGGUUUGAAACGCUCGUCGAGAAUUACGCACACGUCUGGGUUACGCGUGCCUUUGUUAAAGGAGAGAAACAAGUCGGCGAAACAACUGGACGGGUUAACGACCGCGCUGUGUAAACCUUUAGGGGAGUACGUGAAAGGAUUUCCGAAAAUUGAUCGGUUGCAUCCGUUUGAGAAAGCGUUGUUAGAGUUAACGGUGGAUCCGGAGACGUACGCGAAGACGAUCAGCGAGGUGGACCAGGCGAGGAAAUCGAUGUUGACGAUGGGGAAAGAGUACUCGUCGAGGGCGAAGAACGGCAAGACGGAAAAAGAGACGAAAGCGGUCAGGGAAGAAGGCUUUAAAAAUAUGGAGGCAAGGUUCGUAAAGUCGCAAGCAAAGUUUGAAAAGUUGAAGGAGAUGGCGAAAAAGUUGAGACGAUUGCCGGUGGCGGAGUUGGAGACGCCGACGGUGGCUAUGGUCGGGGCUCCAAACGUAGGGAAAUCGAGUCUCGUGAGGAGUGUCUCGAGCGGAGUGCCCGAGGUGAACAAUUAUCCGUUCACGACGAGAGGGGUAAUCAUGGGACAUUUUUUCAUCGAAGACAGACGGCACGUGGUGACGGAUACUCCCGGGUUGAUUUUUCGAGUGGACGAAGAGCGAAACAAGAUUGAACGAUUAGCCAUCGCGACUUUAGAACAUUUACCGGUGUGCGCGGUGUUCGUGACCGAUUUGAGUGGGUUGAGCGGAACGAGCGUGGAAGACCAAUUGGCGUUGCGAGAGGAAUUGCGCGAAAGGUUUGCGAGCCGACGACCGUGGUUGGACGUUUUGAGCAAGUGUGAGUUAGUCCCCGCUUUAGGCGGGAAAUUGGACGAGAGUUUAGAGAGCACGUGGACGGAGAAGGAUGCGAAAAGUACCGAGGCAGCGGCAAAGAUGUUGAAAGAAAGCGGGGCGAUGGUGACGUCCGUAGUCGAUGGGGUUGGUAUCUCCGAGUUGAAAGCAGUUUUAGAGGACGAGCAGUUAUACGAUUCGAUUUUGGAGUUGAAGAGGAGUAGAUUUCGUAGCGAUAACGAGGACGACGACGAGGAGCAACGAUAA
This is a messenger RNA of Bathycoccus prasinos, 1329 nucleotides long. RefSeq lists its product with no specific name. The transcript has a single exon. The record is from RefSeq and is a predicted model, not a curated record. Gene Ontology annotation, biological process: ribosomal large subunit biogenesis. Gene Ontology annotation, molecular function: GTP binding; GTPase activity; RNA binding. NCBI's taxonomy places the organism in Eukaryota, Viridiplantae, Chlorophyta, Mamiellophyceae, Mamiellales, Bathycoccaceae. Gene Ontology annotation, cellular component: nucleolus. The coding region runs from base 1 to 1329 and encodes 442 amino acids.